Calliphora vicina (urban bluebottle blowfly) is the source of this 2605-nucleotide messenger RNA. RefSeq names its product alanine aminotransferase 1. The coding region runs from base 261 to 2033 and encodes 590 amino acids. Gene Ontology annotation, biological process: biosynthetic process. The record is from RefSeq and is a predicted model, not a curated record. NCBI's taxonomy places the organism in Eukaryota, Metazoa, Arthropoda, Insecta, Diptera, Calliphoridae. Gene Ontology annotation, molecular function: L-alanine:2-oxoglutarate transaminase activity; pyridoxal phosphate binding. The transcript has 7 exons.
CUUAUACAUUUUUUCGUUAGUUUGCCAAUAAAACUCGCCGUGAAUACAAGUGACAGACAACUGCUGAUUUUUUUCUAUAAUUCGCAACGAUAAUCUUUGUUUGUUUUAGUAUAACAAACAAACAAAAAAAAGCUUCUCCAAUCAACCACAACUAAUACUACUGUACAACAACAAAAAACCGUACACACUCCACCACCACUCCUGCGGCACGACGAGUAUAUACACUUUUCUACACAAUAGUAUACAAUAAAUACAAAAAAAUGAGUCGUCUUUUACUUAACAAUUCCAAUGCUGUUAUCCAGCGCGCUACUGCGGCUGCUGCCCAUGCCAACGUCUCUGCCUGUAGCAGUAAUAGCGUGAGAACAACAUCACCGGUGUUAUCAAAACAUGUAGCUCGUCGCUGGAAAUCGUUGUUGAUUCAUGUGAAUCAACAACAAAACCACCGUCAGCUCUCCACAGCAGCAUUCAGUCCGGCUCAAACAUUUAACGCGCGCACUAGUCGUCUCCUCAGUAACAAUUCGUAUACAACGGAAUAUUGUCGCGCUUUAACAACAUCCGCCGUAGUUAAUUCAUCAUCAGACAAAAUGCCUGGACAAACUAACAAAUGUUUGCAAUUGGAGAAUAUCAAUCCAAAUUUUAUUACCAUGGAAUAUGCAGUGCGUGGACCAUUGGUUAUAAGAGCUGGUGAAAUUGAAAAAGAAUUGAAGCAGGGUGUCAAGAAACCAUUCGAUUAUGUUAUUCGUGCCAAUAUCGGCGAUUGCCAUGCUAUGGGACAAAAACCCAUUACCUUCCUUCGUCAACUUUUGAAUUUAACCUUCGAACCAGAACUGCUCAAUUCACCCAACUACCCCGAAGAUGUCAAGGCCCAUGCUAGAGAGGUUUUAGACUGUUGUCAAGGUGGCUCUGUAGGUUCUUAUACUGAUUCAGCUGGUUUGGAAGUUGUACGCAAACAAGUAGCUGAAUUCAUUUCUCAACGCGAUGGUGUACCUUGUGAUUGGCACAAUAUCUUUUUAACCGCAGGUGCUUCACCUGGCAUCAAAAGUGUAUUGGCUUUGAUCAGAUGUCAAGUUGAUGGUAAAACUCCCGGUGUUAUGGUACCCAUUCCCCAAUAUCCCUUAUACUCGGCCACCAUUGCUGAAUACGGCAUGCAGAAGGUUGACUACUAUUUGGAUGAAGAAUCCGGCUGGAGUCUAAGCCGCAAGGAAUUGCAACGCUCCUAUGAUGAGGCUAAAAAAACUUGUAAUCCACGUGCCAUUGUUGUCAUCAAUCCCGGCAAUCCCACCGGUCAAGUUUUGACCAAACAAAAUAUCGAAGAAAUCAUCAAAUUUGCUUAUGACAACAAUCUAGUUGUAUUGGCCGAUGAGGUGUAUCAAGAUAAUGUUUACGACAAGGAUUCGAAAUUCUUCUCAUUCAAGAAGGUCAUGACUGAAAUGGGUGGUCCCUACAAGGACAUGGAACUGGCUAGCUUUAUGUCUACCUCAAAGGGUUAUUUGGGCGAAUGCGGCAUUCGUGGUGGUUAUAUGGAAAUCAUCAAUAUGUGCCCCCAAGUUAUGGCUAUGUUGACCAAAUCAAUCACCGCUUCAUUGUGUGGCACAACAGCUGGUCAAGUGGCCGUCAGCGCUUUGGUCAAUCCCCCCAAACCUGGUGAGCCCUCAUACAAUCAGUAUAUCAAGGAAAAAGAAGGUGUUUUGGGCGCUCUUAAGGAACGUGCCGAAUUAGUUUACAACACUUUGAGCAGCUUUGAAGGCUACAAAGUAAAUAAAGUACAAGGUGCCAUGUACGUUUUCCCACAAAUCGAAAUUCCUCCUAAAGCUAUUGAAAUUGCCAAAUCCAAGAAUAUGACUCCUGAUACCUUCUACGCCUCAGAAUUAUUGGAAACAACUGGUAUUUGCAUCGUUGCUGGCAGUGGUUUUGGCCAAAAACCUGGUACCUAUCAUUUCCGCAGCACUAUUUUACCUCAAACAGCCGUGUUGAAAGAUAUGAUGAACAAAUUCCAAAAAUUCCAUGCUGAAUUUAUGCAAAAAUAUAAAUAAAUAAAUAUAAUAUUUAUUUUUUAUAUUAAAAUGUUAAUAGUUUUUCCUGUUGAACGUGAUUUUGUAAAAAAGUUUACACUAGACCUAAAGUGUGAAAUUUGUUUUUUUUUUAGAUUCUUUGUCUUUAUUUUCAUUUUUAAAAAAUACGAUCUUGUUGUUUUUAUUUAUAUAUUUAUAAAAUAUAUAUACCUAUAUACUAAUUAUUAUAAAACAUAUGUCUAUCUAUAAAGAUUAAGAUUAAAAACAAAAAACAUUUAGCCAAACAUGAGAUUUUCUUACUCUUGCAGAUAAUAUUUUAUUUUGUUCAUAUCGCUUUUUCAUAUCACCGUUGUGAAUCGGCCAAUUGAUUGACUUGUGUUUAGUUUUAUAGUUUGUAACAAUUUCAUUAAACAAUCCAUCGAUGUGAUGUGAAUACUAAAUUCUAUAUGCAUAAUUAUUUAAUUAAUUAUUGACAAUAAUUUUGUUUAAUUUCUGAAAAGGAACACAACUAUACUGAUGAAUAUAAUAUGUUUGCGAUUUAUAUAAAAAAGUAACAAUAAAGUUUGCAAUUAAGUUAUUCGAAAAUGUUUAAA